This is a messenger RNA of Xenopus laevis (African clawed frog), 2695 nucleotides long. It is a transcript of the gene tmcc3.L, whose product is annotated as transmembrane and coiled-coil domain family 3 L homeolog. Gene Ontology annotation, cellular component: endomembrane system; membrane. The record is from RefSeq and is a predicted model, not a curated record. The transcript has 7 exons. Bases 976 to 2304 code for a protein of 442 amino acids. Lineage: Eukaryota; Metazoa; Chordata; Amphibia; Anura; Pipidae.
AUCACAAGAACACAGCCCAAACAGAGCAGCAGGGUGGGUGCUGUGGCUGCAGUGUGCACAGGGAGCUGAGCCAGUGGAAGGAAAGUUGAAGGCACGGGAGACAGUGGUCGUUCCUCUCACUCAAUAUGUGCAGGGUGCGGGUGGCUGGGAGUUGCUAGAGAGCCUGGGCGGCUGCGGAACCUCCACUGUUUCUUUCCACUGCUGUUGGAACCGUGUUAUUAUAAUUUGCUUGGAUUGCAGCAGGAGGGCACCGGGAAAAUGCCAGGCAGCGACACAGGCAUAGCAGUUGACAGGACCUACUCGGAUCCCGAGAGGCACCGGAGGAGCAAGAUUAGGGAUUGUCUGUCAGAAAAAGAGGAGGAAAAUGGCCAAUCAGUUUGGGGAAACCUAUAUAGUAGAGGCAAAAAUUAGAUUCAAGUUCCUAAGGGAUGCAGAGGAUUAUGCUGGGGGAAACAUUUACCAGUGGAUACCAGGACGACCUCAUGUGACUCCAUCCUACUUCCGCAAUCAGCCUGCGAGGUUCCGACCAGCGCGUGGUGCACAGCGUAAGGGACGCCAGGAGGUACCGCUGAGUGGAUCGGCUGAAAGUACCUCGCAGAAGUCUACGGAUUCCUCGGGAUCCUCUUUUUUAGGGGAGGACAGCGUUCCCUCAAGCGGCGGGGAGCGCGAGGAACACGGCACCGAAGUGGAUAUAGCCGCAGCAGCCAAACCACGGCAGACACGCCCAGCGGGCGUAGGGAAAUCAAAGAAGGCACCUCGCUAGUGAUCAAUAUUUCCAAUAAGAUCUCAGUUUCUAAGGGUGAGGCGUAUAGUAACAGAGGAAGAGAGAUUAAACACACGACUGGAAGAAAUGACUACUAAAUUUGAACAGAGGGGUUACCCUGAUGAGAUAUUGAAGAGAGAAGUGUGCAGAGUGAGAGAUCUAGAUUGGCAAUCUAGUAUCCAAGAAAAAGCACAGAGGUGGACAGAUCUGAAAUGAACACCCUCAGCUUGCCUCUCAACAUCAGACGUGGAGGAUCAGACACUAACCUUAACUUUGAUAUUCCGGAUAGCAUUCUAGACUUUCACAAAGUCAAACUCACUGCCGACAGCUUGAAGCAAAAAAUCCUGAAAGUCACAGAACAGAUAAAGAUUGAACAAACUGCACGUGAUGGCAAUGUGGCCGAGUAUUUAAAGCUGGUGAACAGUGCCGACAAACAGCAGGCUGGACGUAUAAAACAGGUAUUCGAAAAAAAGAACCAGAAAUCUGCCCACUCUGUAGCUCAGCUACAGAAAAAACUAGAGCAGUACCACAAAAAGCUAAAGGAAAUCGAACAGAAUGGGUCUACUAGUAAAAGCUCUAAGGACAUUUCCAAAGACCUGCAACAUUCUUUAAAAGAUGUAACGAACAAUAGCCGCCCUGCUGGCCAAGGAGAGAGCAGUAAAAUGGGUGUGCCUGGUGUAUCACUGACGCCACCAAUGUUCAUGUUCAACAAGUCCCGGGAGUUUGCAAAUCUGAUCCGUAACAAGUUUGGAAGUGCUGAUAACAUUGCUCAUCUAAAAAACACUCUUGAUGACUUUCAUCCAGAAACCACUUCCAGAAACUUGAGUGGAAGUGCAACAAUAGUCACCAAGGCAAAAUAUGCAAGUGACGAUGAGUGCUCGAGUGGGACCUCGGGUUCUGGAGACAGCAAUGGUAACCAGACAUUUGACACCGGAAGGACAAAUGCCAGUGAUAGCCAUGGCAGUCUCUCAAUGUUUCUAGAAGAGCUGAGAGAAAUUAAAGAUGCCCAGUCACAGCUAGCUGAAGAUAUUGAGACGCUGAAAGUACAUUUCAAAAGAGACUAUAGUUUGAUUUCCAAAACAUUACAAGAAGAAAGAUACAGGUAUGAAAGGCUUGAAGACCAACUCAAUGAUUUAACGGAUCUCCAUCAACAUGAAACAGCCAACCUGAAACAGGACUUGGCGAGCAUUGAAGAAAAGGUUGCCUAUCAGGCUUAUGAACGAUCUCGGGAUAUUCAGGAAGCACUGGAAUCCUGCCAGACACGAGUGUCUAAACUGGAGCUCCACCAACAAGAACAGCUCUCUAUACAGUCGGAAACUGUAAAUGCCAAAGUACUGUUGGGCAAAUGUAUAAACAUACUUCUCGCCUUAAUCACAGUUGUACUGGUGUGUGUCUCAACUAUUGCAAAGUUUGUAGCUCCCAUGAUGAAGAGCCGCCUCCACAUAAUCUUUACCUUCUUUGCUGUGACUUUGCUUGCUAUUUUUUGCAAAAACUGGGACCAUAUAGUAUGUGCUAUUGAAAGGACCAUCAUGCCAAGAUGAACUCCAUGGCCUGUACAUUCAAUACUUCAAAUUCUGUCAUUUUUUUUAAGCAGGCAGGAAUUUUGCUGUCUGUUGGUCAAUACACUGUUAUGCUUCAUUAUUUGUUGGCAUGAAGGGCCUACCAUGUUGCCUUAACAUACUAGAAUCUAUUUUUCCUGUAAUUUGUAACAAGUAGCAGUGAUAUCAUUUCAUGUACAAUCUUUAGGCUUGCAAGCCUGUUUUUGUGGCUUAAGUUAUAUUUAAUUCCAAUAUUUGUUGGGGCUUCAAAAAGCAAAAGUUUUUUUUAACUGUGUGUCCUUAAAGGAAUUGUUCAGUAUAAAAAUAAAAACUGGGUAAAUGGAUGGGCUGUGCAAAAUAAAAAAUGUUUUCAAGAUAGUUAAUUAGACAAAAA